AUGAGAGUCUUAUCCUCGGCAGAGGAGGCUUUGGAACUGUUUACAAGGGAACCUUACCGGACGAUUAACCACCGAAAUGUGGUGAAGCUUUUGGGGUGUUGUUUAGAAACUGAAGUUCCUUUGCUUGUUUAUGAAUAUGUUUCCAAUGGCACGCUCUUCCAACAUGUCCAUACCAUCAGCGGGGUGCCUUCUGUUUCUUGGGAAAGUCGUUUGAGGAUAGCGGUUGAAACUGCAGGCGCACUUGCUUAUUUACACUCGGUUUCUAUACCUAUCAUUCAUAGAGAUAUCAAGACUGCCAACGUGCUUUUAGAUGAAAAUUACACAGCAAAAGUUGCAGACUUUGGAGCAUUAAGGUUGAUUCCUUUGGAGCAAACAGAAUUAUCCACCGUAAUAAUGGGGACCAGAGGAUAUUUGGAUCCGGAAUACCGCCAGAGGCCUACUGACAGAGAAGAGUGA
This is a messenger RNA of Papaver somniferum (opium poppy), 456 nucleotides long. Its product is annotated as putative wall-associated receptor kinase-like 16. The coding region runs from base 1 to 456 and encodes 151 amino acids. Gene Ontology annotation, biological process: protein phosphorylation; cell surface receptor signaling pathway. The record is from RefSeq and is a predicted model, not a curated record. Lineage: Eukaryota; Viridiplantae; Streptophyta; Magnoliopsida; Ranunculales; Papaveraceae. Gene Ontology annotation, cellular component: plasma membrane. Gene Ontology annotation, molecular function: ATP binding; protein serine/threonine kinase activity. The transcript has 2 exons.